GAUGCGUGGCUGAUCUGUUACCGUGACUCAGAGUCGUUGUGCUGUUGGUCUACAGUAUUAUUUAAAAGCCUCCCAUAGUCUUCGUCAGAACAAUACUCAACUGAAGACGCAAGUCAGCGAUAUCACUUUGGAGUCUGAAGAUAGCAUUCAUAGAUCUCUAAGCUGCUGUGACUGUCAAUCACAAUGGGUCGAACACUUACCUAUCCCAAGAAAGAUAUCAAUACCGUCAAACGGUACGCCCAUCGAGCAACAUACGAUGUCGCCGCCAUUCACUCCAUCAUCAACUUAAGCCAGGUUCUACACGUCUCCUUCAGCCCAGGACCCGAAGACCCCUUCCCAGCAACCAUCCCAAUGAUUGGACAGAUGGGAUCCUUUGAAUAUCCUUCCGCCGAUCUGGGAGAACCUCUAGAUUGUUACGUCCAUGGCUACGUCAGUGCACGCAUGGCUAAUCUCGCCCGCAAGUCAGAAGAAGGGCUACCCGUUUGCAUCUCAGCUAGCAAGGUGGACGGGUUGGUGUUGUCACUCACUCCGUACAACCACAGUUACAACUAUCGCUCCGCUAUUUUGCAUGGAUAUGCCAAAUUAGUCACUGAUGAAGAGGAGAAGAUGUGGGCUCUGAAGUUGAUAACAGACUCUGUUGUUCCGAAUCGAUGGGAUAAUAGUCGUACUCCUCCGGAUAAAGGAGAAUUAGCUUCCACUUCGAUCCUAAAAGUCAAGAUUGUUGCUGGAAGUGGCAAGAUUCGUGACGGAUGUGCGUCGGACGAGAAGAAGGACUAUCAGAAUGAUGAAUUGACGAGUCGAGUCUGGACAGGUGUCGUGCCUGUCUAUGAAGUACUGGGACAGCCGGUGCCAAAUCCAGACAAUAAAGUAGCACAGGUUCCGGACUAUAUUCAGUCCUAUGUUGAUGGGUACACGAAGAAGAGCAAAGAAUAUGCUGAGAACGCAGUCAAGGUUGCUCUACCGAAGGAGGAGCAACAUUGA
This is a messenger RNA of Talaromyces stipitatus ATCC 10500, 981 nucleotides long. RefSeq lists its product as uncharacterized. The record is from RefSeq and is a predicted model, not a curated record. The coding region runs from base 184 to 981 and encodes 265 amino acids. The transcript has 2 exons. NCBI's taxonomy places the organism in Eukaryota, Fungi, Ascomycota, Eurotiomycetes, Eurotiales, Trichocomaceae.